AUGAGCAGGCCUCAAGGUGGACGUAUUCAAGUCCCGGAUGAUCUACGAGAAAUCUUAUUGGAAUUCACUAUAAGUUACCUGUUAGAGCAGCCGGGGGAUGUUAUCAACUAUGCGGUCGAGUUCUUCACUAGGUUACAAAACAACAGAACCACGACCAUAGUCCGUGGCCCGUCAGCGGGCACACCCGACGAGUCUAUAAUAUCAGACGAAGAAGAGCCGCCCGUGGCGCGCUUCAACAAUCGCCGGAAGUCCGUGUUCGCGGAGACAUAUGACCCUGAGGAAGAUGACUCCGACGAGGGUGCUCCAGCGGUGUUCCCCAAGUCAGAUGCUCAGCGGGCGCGUCUUGCUGAAGCGGUGCGCGGGAUAUUGCUGUUCCGCUCGUUAGACGCUCAGCAAAUGCAGCAGGUGCUAGACGCGAUGUUCGAGAAGCGUUCGGAGCCCGGUGAAUACGUCAUCCGGCAGGGAGACGACGGGGAUAACUUCUACGUGAUCGAGAACGGUGUGUUCGACGUGCUGGUCACGGGGGACGAUGGCGUCGAGAAGGUGGUACACACAUACGAGGGUUCGGGAUCGUUCGGGGAGCUGGCGUUGAUGUACAACAUGCCCCGCGCCGCGUCGGUCCGCGCGCAGAGCCCUGGCGCCCUCUGGGCCAUGGACCGCCACACCUUCCGCCGGAUCCUGCUCAAGAGUGCGUUCAAGAAGCGCAAGCUGUACGAAGAGCUGCUCGACAAAGUGCCCAUGCUGAAGGCUCUGCAGUCGUACGAGCGCGCUAACUUGGCAGAUGCCCUUUUGCCUCGCACCCUGAUUGACGGCGAGCUGAUCAUCCGGCAGGGAGACACCGCAGACGGCAUGUACUUCGUGGAAGAUGGCUCCAUCAGCAUCCGUAUCGCUCGCGACGAUGGAAAUGAGCAUGAGAUCAAACGCCUCGGAAAGGGCGAUUACUUCGGUGAGCUGGCUCUAGUGACCCACAAGCCGCGAGCCGCGUCAGCUUACGCCAUUGGACCGACUAAGGUUGCUUUUCUGGACGUGGAGACAUUUGAGCGGCUCCUCGGCCCGUGCAUGGAGAUAAUGAAACGCAACAUUGACGACUACGAGGAGCAGCUCGUCAAGCUCUUCGGGGACAAGAGCAACCUGACCGAUGUGCGAUGA
Leptosia nina is the source of this 1149-nucleotide messenger RNA. NCBI's taxonomy places the organism in Eukaryota, Metazoa, Arthropoda, Insecta, Lepidoptera, Pieridae. The record is from the annotation of a GenBank genome assembly.